GGUGGAUAUUCCCAAAUUCCCCCUCUCCCAGGUGUUCCUGAUCAACCUGCAGCGCCGCUCCGACCGCCGGGCGCGGAUGCUCCGGACGCUCCAGGAACAGGGAAUUUCCUGCAAACUGGUGGAAGCCGUGGACGGUCGGGCCCUGAACAGCAGCGAGGUGGAGGCGCUGGGGAUCCGGAUGCUCCCGGGAUACCGGGACCCCUUCCACGGGCGGCCCCUCACCCGGGGGGAGGUGGGCUGCUUCCUCAGCCACUUCCGCAUCUGGCAGGAGAUCUCGGCGCGGGGGCUGCGCAAGUCCUUGGUGUUCGAGGACGAUUUGCGCUUCGAGAUCUUCUUCCGCCGGCGCCUCACGGAGCUCAUGGAGGAGCUGGAGGAGGCCGGGACACCCUGGGACCUCAUUUACCUGGGCCGGAAGCGGCUGCACCCGGAGCGCCCGGAGCGCCCCGUUCCCGGUGUCCGGAACCUGGUGGAGGCGGGAUAUUCCUACUGGACGCUGGGAUACGCCCUGUCCCUGAGCGGGGCCAGGAAGCUGCUGGAGGCGGAACCCCUGGGAAAGAUGAUCCCGGUGGAUGAAUUCCUGCCCGUCAUGUUCGACCG
Molecule: messenger RNA, 597 nt
Organism: Neopelma chrysocephalum (saffron-crested tyrant-manakin)
Lineage: Eukaryota; Metazoa; Chordata; Aves; Passeriformes; Pipridae
Product: procollagen galactosyltransferase 1-like
Exons: 4
Molecular function (GO): procollagen galactosyltransferase activity
Source: RefSeq, a predicted model, not a curated record